This is a messenger RNA of Oenanthe melanoleuca, 3624 nucleotides long. RefSeq names its product DIX domain containing 1 (gene DIXDC1). Lineage: Eukaryota; Metazoa; Chordata; Aves; Passeriformes; Muscicapidae. Gene Ontology annotation, biological process: canonical Wnt signaling pathway. The record is from RefSeq and is a predicted model, not a curated record. Bases 1018 to 2436 code for a protein of 472 amino acids. The transcript has 16 exons. Gene Ontology annotation, cellular component: cytosol. Gene Ontology annotation, molecular function: protein binding.
ACCCCUGAGCCAGGCAGCUCGGAGGAAAGGCUGUGCCUGCACAGCCCGUGUGACAGCGGGAGGGACAGCGGGCCGAGCCUGGGGCUGGGAGAGCUGGGGAGAGCCUGCAUCCCUCUGGAAGGUGGGGAGAGCCUGGGAAAAUCCUGCAUCCCUCUGGAAGCUGGGGAGAGCCUGGGAAAAUCCUGCAUCCCUCUGGAAGGUGGGGAGAGCCUGGGAAAAUCCUGCAUCCCUUUGGAAGGUGGGGAGAGGAGCCUGGGAAAAUCCUGCAUCCCUGUGAAAGCUGAGGAGAGCCUGGGAAAAUCCUGCAUCCCUGUGAAAGGUGGGGAGAGGAGCCUGGGAAGAACCUGCAUCCCUUUGGAGAUUGGGGAGAGGAGCUUAGGAAGAGCCAGCAUCCCUUUGGAAGCUGAGGAGAGCCUGGGCAGAUCCCACAUCUCUCUGGAGGCUGGGAAGAGCUGCUUAGGAAGAGCCAGCAUCCCUCUGGAAGAUCGGGAGAGCCUGGGAAGAUCCCACAUCCCUCUGGAGGCUGGAUGAGAGGAGCUUAGGAACAGCCCGCAUCCCUCUGGAGCCUGGGGAGAGGAGCCGGGGCAGAUCCCGCAUCCCCCGAGCGCAGGGACCCCGCGCCGGCAGCACCUCCAUCCCUUCCCUUCCCUUCCUUUCCCUUCCCUUCCCUUCCCCCGGCGGCUCCGCGGAUGCUCGGCACCAGGAGGGCGGGAUGGGAUGAGAAACACCCCCGGAGCCGUGUGAUGAAAACAAGCGGCUGUGCAGCUGAGAAAAAUGCAGCAGCGGGAGACAAAUAACCUGCGAGGGAAAGCUGCGGGAGCCAAAGGCAGGCUGCAGAAUUCCCCGGCUGCGGAUUUGCCUCUCGGGAGAGCCUGACUCGGUUGUUUUGCUGUUCCUGCUGGGAAUCCUCUGGGCGCUCUGGCUGGAAAAGGUUCCCGCAGGAGUUUGGCCGGCGGAGGGAAGGAGGCGUGAGCGGGAUGCUGCGGAUGCUGUGAGGCCAGAGGUGCAAGUGGGACCAUGGGAGGGAAGCAGGUGAAAUGCCUGACUUCACCCAGCCCUGUCCACAGUGCAAAGAGUGAAUCCACUGUAGCCCCCUCAGAGGAGAAGGAGAGACUUGUGAGCCUGCAGACUGAAGAGACAGAGACUAAAACAGAAGAGGCUGAUUGUCACUUCCAGCCUGAGUGGCAGGCAGGGAGCUCUGGCUCCUGCUUGGAGAACUCAUGGGAGGAGCAGCUCUUGGAACAGCAGGACCACCUGGAAAAGGAAAUGGAGGAGGCAAAAAAGAUGAUCUCGGGUUUGCAGGCUUUGUUGCUCAAUGGGUCUUUACCUGAGGAUGAGCAGGAAGGGUCCUUUGAACUUUCUGAGCGUGGAGCCUGCCCUGAGGAGCAGCUGAUCAUCAUCCGAAGCCGCCUGGACCAGAGUGUGGAAGAAAAUCAAGAUCUGAAGAAGGAGCUGCUGAAAUACAAACAAGAAGCUCGGAACCUUCAGGGAAUAAAGGACGCUCUGCAGCAGAGGCUGAUCCAGCAGGAUGCUGCAGUGCUGCAGCUCAAGCAGGAGCUGCUGAGAGCCAACAUGGACAAGGAGGAGCUGCACAACCAGAAUGUUGACCUCCAGAGGAAGGUUGAAGAGAGAAACCGGCUCCUGGCAGAGUACAAAAAGGAGCUGUGCCAGAAGGACCGGCACCUGCAGCAGCACCAGAGCAAGCUGGAUGAGAUGCUCAGGCAGCUUUCUGAGGCCAGCUACCAGCAGGUGGAUUUGGAGCGGGAGCUGGAGCACAAGGAGGCCCUGCUGGCUCACUGCAUGAAGAGAGAAGCUGAGGAGGUGAUGGCUUACAGCAGUCACAGUGCCCAGAGCAAUGGCUUUCUGCAGCCAGCAGGAAAAGGAGCUGCCCCCACAGCCCACCGAGGGAGCAACGAGCUGCAGCUGGUGCGGGACGCGCUGCGCAGCCUCAGGAACAGCUUCAGCGGGCACGACCCGCAGCACCACACCAUCGACAGCCUGGAGCAGGGCAUCGCCAGCCUGAUGGAGCGCCUGCACCGCGGGGAGGCUCUCAGGAGGCAGGACAGGAGGGUCCGCGGGAAAUCGCCAGCGAGCAGAGCCAGCAACGAGUGCAGAGACUCCUGGCCUCCCAAAUCCAAGCUGCCUCACUCCCAGAGCACGCCCGUGAUGAGCACCAGUGCCUGCACCAAAGUGUUGUACUUCACCGACCGCUCCCUCACCCCCUUCAUGGUCAGCAUACCAAAGAGGUUAGGGGAAGUGACUCUGAAGGAUUUCAAGGCAGCCAUCGAUCGGGAAGGAACCCAUCGGUACCACUUCAAAGCCCUGGAUCCAGAGUUUGGCACAGUGAAGGAGGAGGUAUUCCAUGAUGAUGACAUCAUUCCUGGCUGGGAGGGGAAAAUCGUGGCCUGGGUGGAAGAAGACCACGGGGAGAAUUAAUGGAGCUUUCAAGCCCUGUUUCUAUGGAAACCUGUGACUGCAGAGCUCAGAGAGUGACCGAGGAGCCCAAGUGCUGGGAGGCCAAUUCAAGCUGCCAAAAAGGAGGCUCUGUGAAGCCAGGGGUGGUGCAGGCUGUGAGCACGGACAGCUGGCACUGACUGCCCGUGCCUGAGGGCAGCUGCUGUCCUGAGGCUGCAGGGACAGCUCUGGGGACAGAAACACCCAAAACCCUGGAGGCCUUAAGGAUGCUUUGCCCCCUUCUCCAUCCUGCACUGUGUGCUGCAGGCUCAGCUGGGAAUCUCCCGUGCUGCUGCCACAGAGAACUGCACUGAUGGUGAAAAUGUGAAGCUUUGCUGGCGUGGGGAAGAAGUUGCUGCAUUGUGAGAGCUGAAGGUUGGAGCAGCUGCUGUGCUGCAGGAGCAGAGGGACUCUGGACAUUGCAGACUGACAGGACAUGAACUGGAGGGAAGAGUCCUCUGGAGGGUUGAAGCAUGGUCUGAAGCAAAGCUCACCAACCUGGCCAAGCUCCCUUUCUCCCAAACUCCCGUUUCCCAGCCCUGCUUCCCCCACGUGCUCUCCAAAGCUGUUCCCGUGUCUGAGGCCCUCUGGGUUCGCUCUGUGGGGACUGUGGGGUCUCGGUGCUUGUUUGUGUGCUGAAUGAUUUCAGGGGUGGGGAGCUGGAAUCAGCUGCUUCCCGAGGUGGUCACACCCCUGUCCUUGCUGAGCCGCUGUCCCUGCCCUCCCUGCUGUCCCUGCCCUGCACAGACACCCCUCUGCUGUCCCCCCACUGCCAGGGCACCAAGCACUGACCCACAACAGCUCCUUGCUACACUGGGUCCUGGAGGAUCAGCAAGGAACUGCUGGGGAAAGAACAAGCCCUAAAAUCCCCCAAGGGUGGAUUUUUCCCUUUGGUUUUGUGGUUUUGUUUCUCUACAUGGCCUGUGGGCUUGGGAGGUCAAACGGGCUCUGCUCCCUCUGGGCCUUCCCUGGGCUGUCUGUGUGUGCUGUGCAUGAGGGGAGAGGGGGCAGCCUGGUUUUACUGUUUUAUAUUAACAUGUCCUUUUGUAAACAUGUCCUUGAAAUUAUUUUGUACCGAUUCACAUUUGUCUGAGGACUGUGGAUAUUUUUAUACUAGUGCAAGUGCUCUCUGUAUAUUUCUGCACGCAUUAUACUGUGUUUUACUCCUUU